AUGAACAACUCCACAGUCGCGUGGCUAGCGGCCGGGCGGUGCCAGCACAACGAUCCCAUGCAGUUCAUCCUGGUACCGGCCAUCUAUUGCUUGGUGUUGUGCGUGGGGUUGCCAGGCAACCUGGCGGCCUUGCUGGUCUUUCUGCAGAGCGGACGGGUGAGGAAGGCCAUCCGCAUCUACCUCAUCAACCUCACGCUGGCCGAUAUUUUCUUCAACCUCACCUUGCCCUUCUGGAUCCCCUACUACCUGGCAGGGGGCAACUGGGAGCUUCCGGAGGCCAUGUGUCGCCUGGCCGGCACCACCUACUACUCGGCCACUUACAGCGCCAUGGCCUUCAUGACCCUCAUCAGCUUGAACCGCUACUGUACGGUUGCUAAGCUGGAGCUCGCCCUGAACAAGCCGCAGGGGGCGCUAGUGGGAUGCGCUGUGGCCUGGCUGUUGUGUCUUGCUUGUGCUGUCCCCUCCUUGACCACCCAGCAGACCCACCAGGCAGGGCCCGAAAACACAAAAUGCUUUGAGCAGCACUCGGGCCGGAGGAGUUACGCCUACGCCAUGGUGGCUCUCUUUGUGGCCUCCUUCCUGGUGGUGUUAGGGGCCUACAUCUCCAUCAUGAGGUCCCUCUCAGCUGCAGCCAGCACCUGCCAAGGAGGACACCGGCAGCGAGCUCGCGCCAUGGUCCUGGGCAUGCUGUUGGUUUUUGUGGUCUGUGUGGCCCCGUAUCACCUCUCCCUGGUUCCCUGGGUAGCCGCCUGGAUGUCCGUUUCCUUCUGCGGGCCUCCGUCAUUCCUGGACAACCUACACAUGCUCAGCGUGGCUCUGCUGAGCCUCAACAGCUGCAUCGACCCGCUGAUCUAUUGCUUCUCCAUCAAGCGCUUCCGGACCGACUUGUGGAGGAUGGUGCGGAAGCUUGCAAGUUGCCUCCCGCUCCCAUCGCCAGCGCGGCCACCGCCGCUACCAGAGAACAGAUUUCCACUCAAUAUCAGAUCGUCGUCUUUAACUUCCUCUUAG
Messenger RNA from Euleptes europaea (tarantolino), 1008 nucleotides. Its product is annotated as platelet-activating factor receptor-like. The transcript has a single exon. Bases 1 to 1008 code for a protein of 335 amino acids. Gene Ontology annotation, cellular component: membrane. The record is from RefSeq and is a predicted model, not a curated record. Gene Ontology annotation, molecular function: G protein-coupled receptor activity. Gene Ontology annotation, biological process: phospholipase C-activating G protein-coupled receptor signaling pathway; positive regulation of Rho protein signal transduction. Lineage: Eukaryota; Metazoa; Chordata; Lepidosauria; Squamata; Sphaerodactylidae.